Molecule: messenger RNA, 2148 nt
Organism: Sphenostylis stenocarpa
Lineage: Eukaryota; Viridiplantae; Streptophyta; Magnoliopsida; Fabales; Fabaceae
Source: the annotation of a GenBank genome assembly
AUGGCAGUAAUAAUGGCUUUGCAUGGUCAUUAUUAUAAUAACAUAAAGUUGGGAAAUCAGCGAAGAGAACUACACAAUCUCAGUUUUCCAGGUUCAAUUUCAGUUCAUAAAUUGCCAAAGUAUAGAAGGUCAAAAUCUGAUAAGUCAGAGAAUGAUAAAUUUCCUAGUUUCCUGGUUGAAAUGCGACAGACAGAAUUACCUCCAUCAACAUAUGGUACUAAUGGUAGAGUUGUUAAAAUGGUUCCAGCAAAUGAGGUAGUGAAAAGAAAGACAAUGUCAGAGAAUAAAGUGGAAAUGGGGAGCAGUUCAAAGCAAGCUGUUAAUGGAGCAAGUUUGGUAAGAAGAGAUCCUAGCCCAUCCUUGACAAAGACAAUGAAAUCUGGAGCCUCUAAAGAAUUUCCACCGCUGGAAGAGCUAAAAGUUUUGCCUUCAGACGAAGGCUUCAGUUGGGCGAAUGAAAAUUACAACUCCGUGCAGAGAUCUAUUGAUGUUUGGUCUUUUGUUAUUUCUUUACGUAUUCGAGUUCUGUUGGACAAUGCAAAAUGGGCAUAUUUGGGUGGCUUUACAGAAGAAAAGCAAGUAGGUUCUGGAAGUUAUUUUAAAAGAAGAAGGCAGAAAACUGCUGCAUGGCUGAGGGAGUCUGUAUUACAGCUUGGCCCAACUUUCAUUAAACUUGGACAGUUAUCGUCAACAAGGUCGGAUCUGUUUCCCCAGGAGUUUGUAGAUGAGCUUGCAAAAUUGCAGGACAGGGUGCCUGCUUUUUCUCCAAAGAAAGCAAGAGUCUUUAUUGAGAGUGAAUUAGGAGCUCCCAUUAAUGUAUUGUUUAAAGAGUUUGAAGAUCGGCCUAUUGCUGCUGCUAGUCUUGGUCAGGUUCAUCGAGCUAUUCUACACAAUGAAGAAAAAGUAGUUGUCAAAGUUCAAAGGCCUGGCCUAAAGAAGCUUUUUGACAUUGACUUGCGAAACUUAAAGCUGAUUGCAGAAUAUUUUCAAAGAAGUGAAACUCUAGGUGGUCCAACAAGAGAUUGGGUUGGUAUAUAUGAAGAAUGUGCAACGAUUUUGUAUCAAGAAAUUGAUUAUAUAAAUGAAGGAAAGAAUGCUGAUAGAUUCCGCCGAGAUUUUCGAAACAUAAAGUGGGUCCGAGUACCUCUGGUUUUUUGGGAUUAUACUGCAUCAAAGGUAUUGACAUUGGAGUAUGUACCAGGUAUCAAAAUAAAUGAAGUGGAUAUGUUCACUUCACGUGGUUAUGAUCGAUUACGAAUCUCAUCACGUACAAUUGAGGCAUACUUGAUUCAGAUAUUGAGAACAGGUUUCUUUCAUGCUGAUCCACAUCCUGGAAAUCUUGCUGUUGAUGUUGAUGAAGCAAUUAUUUAUUAUGACUUUGGCAUGAUGGGGGAGAUAAAAUCUUUCACCCGAGAGAGACUGCUUGAACUAUUCUAUGCUGUUUAUGAGAAGGAUGCCAAAAAGGUUAUGCAAUGCCUUAUAGAUCUUGGAGCCCUCCAACCCACUGGUGACCUGUCAUCAGUGAGGAGAUCUGUACAGUUUUUCUUGGACAAUCUUCUAAGCCAGACACCAGAUCAACAACAGACUUUAUCUGCAAUUGGGGAGGAUUUAUUUGCAAUAGCACAAGAUCAGCCAUUCCGUUUUCCAUCUACCUUCACCUUUGUCAUUAGAGCAUUUUCUACACUCGAAGGCUUAGGUUACAUACUCAAUCCAGAUUUCUCCUUUGUGAAGAUCGCUGCACCUUAUGCACAGGAACUUUUAGAUGUAAGGCAAAAGCGGCGCACUGGACCACAGCUUGUGGAGGAGAUAAGGAAACAAGCAGAUGAUGCAAGAACCAAUUCAAUAUCAAUGCCAUACAGAGUUCAAAGGAUAGAGGAAUUUGUCAAGCAACUUGAGACAGGAGAUCUGAAACUGCGAGUCCGAGUACUUGAGUCUGAAAGAGCUGCUAGGAAAGCAACAAUCUUACAAAUGGCUACUAUGUAUUCGGUAUUGGGUGGAACCUUCCUAAAUCUUGGUGUCACUUUGAGUAGCCAAGGCAAUCAAGCGUUUGCAAAUGGAUCAUUCCUUGGUGCAGGCGUUUUUGCGGCACUAUUUUUAAGGUCUAUGCAACGGGUGAAGAAACUUGAUAAGUUUGAGAAAAUGAUAUAA